AACUCGUCAUCCUCUGAGUACGUCGCUGGAGCCAGAGCUAGCCCAGCUGACCGGAGGAAUAUUAUGUACUCUGCUGUUAAUUGUACAACAGACUGCCCAAGAAGCCACUGCUCCAGGUAUUUCGUGUGGAUCAUUUGUCCCACCUGAUGAUGGGGAGAGCUGCAGAGACCUGGGAAGCAUCCUCGGUGUGCUGGAAGUCUGUAGGCUUGACUGGACUGAUGUGGAAAGGCCUUCUCUCCUUUUGUUAUAUAUAACUAGCCUUUACACCCAUUACUAGAGCCUGAGAAGUUUUUAAAGAGUGCCUUGUUUGCUGCUCUGAUAUAAGUCUAGUUUAAACACAAAAGAAUGUGCACAUAUCUAAACUAACCUGUGGGUAAUAUCUGAAAGAAAGAAUGACCUGCACAGAGUAAUUAUUAAUCCUAAGUGGUAUCAUUAAUUAUGAUGUUGCAAACUCAGCUCUCAGAGCUGAUCGAAUGCAUAAAAUUAAUCAAAUCACUUGAAUAUUUAUCACUCUAUUUUUAAUUUCACGACCAUUUGAACCCCUUUAUUUUUCCAUUCAUAUGCAUUUUUAUCAUUUAAUAUUUAUUACUUUCCCCCCUCAUAAUGUUCAAGAAAUGAGUAUGAGAUGAUUUGAGUUUCGUGACAUGGUGCAUUAUCCUGCUGGAAGUAGCCAUCAGAAGAUGUGUACACUGUGGUCAUAAAGGGAUUAAAAUAAAAAUAAUUAAAAUAUGAGCAAAUAUAAUCUCUAUCAAACACAGGGAAUUAGAAACAAAGGCAUAUAUAUGGCUCCUUCAAAUUAACCUCUGGCUCUGCUGCACAGAGAUUUAUUUUAAAUAGCUUUUUCUAAAACGGUUGUGUAGGCAGACCUAAUGUAACCAAAAAGUGGUUCAGAUGUCAUUGGAUGUUGUUUACAGCUUGUUCUGCUGCCUCCAUGUGGCAAAAAAAUCUGGUCAUGUAUUCUAUUAUACAUUAUAGAAUAUAUCUGUGAAUGAUUAUUAAUUGAUUAGUAAUGUUUGCCUAUGCCGACUGCUGCUUCUCUGUUCCCUGGAAUUUUUAUGAAUGGCUCAGUCGCUAGUGUGUGUGUGUGUGUGUGUGUGUGUGUGUGUGUGUAUUUGGGUCUGCAGUGGCCUGUGAUGCUGAUGGAGGGGGAGGAAGAAGUAGAUGAGGAGAUGAGAGAUGUGCAAGGACUAGAGAAGCAGCGUGAUGGUCGGAGGGAAAAAACGGAAGGAGAAAAAACAUAGAUGGAGGAAACUAGACAAAAGGAAAUAAAUGAUCCCAUGGACAGAUGAGCCUACUCUACUGCUUUCACUCUGACUCAUCCCCCUCUCGCUUUCCAUUCUCACAUUGGUGCAUUCUGACUUCAUGCAUCAAUCGCCAUGGACACACACGCACACUGUGGCUCCGCCUUCUCUGCAGUGUAGCGACAGCUAGCGAGGGCAGCAAUGGAGGAGCCAGCAGUGCAGCAGGAAAAAAUGGAGGGAUCGUGGGAAGGAGGGAAUAAUGGAAGAAAGGCAGAGUGGAAAAAUGAGUGCUCUUUCUCCUCCCUCCUUAAACACUCCUGUCUUCUCUGCUGGUCGUCUCCCAGGGACACCGAUGUCGUGGAAACGGAUGAGAGAGUCCUUGCCAAGGCAGCCGAGAUCAGAGAGCUGGAGAAUGCAGUGGCGGUGGAGAACUUGGAGCUUCAGGAGCAGCAGUCGGACCGUAAGGAGCUGGAGGAGACCCUGGUUAAAUUAGAGAAACACAAAGAGAAGCUGAUACAGCAAAUAAAGGCAACAAGGCAGUUCUGCUAUGAAGAGAGUCAACAGCUCUUGUCUCUGCAGGCAGAGGAGGUGCAGAAGGAGAGCCAGGUGGAGGAGUAUGAGAGGGAACUUGCCAGAGCCAGGUGGAGACUGAGGAAGCUCAGAGAGGAGGUUAAGCAGGCCAAGAGGAAGGUGGAGGAGGCUGGAGACAGGAACACUCCUCUGCAAGACUCCAUCAGACAGUCCUAUGAAGAGAUCCUGCAGGAAGAACACACUCUGUGUUCUCUGUCAGGAAGUGCAGUCACUCCAGAAAGCCAGCUGGAGGAGUCAACAUCUCCAGCAGACACCACUGAAGAUGAUCCACUUCCUAUGAGGCCAUGGGGAAGGAGCCAAUCACUGCCUGCCUAUGCUGACCUGAUAAUGAGGGCAAGUGGCUCGUCUUUCUGCAAUAACCUAGCAGAUACCAGAGAAGAAGCAGACGACAGCGGGACCAGCUCGCCAAAGAUGGACAGAUCUGACAUAGAGGAUGACCCAGAGGAGGGGGAGAUCAACAAUAAAGGGGAAAAAGAGAGAGAUAUGGAAGAAUCCACUUUAAACCCAAACCCUCUCAGCCAACUGGACUUCUACCAAGCCGACCCCUUCACCCACUGUCAGAAUAACCUCUUCGACGAAGACCUGUUCCCUAAAACUGACUCAUCUGAUGGAUUCACUUCAGACCCUUUCAAAGGCAGUGACCCCUUUGCAGCAGAUAUUUUGUUCCCAGAGGUGAAUGUCUGCACCGCUGAGGGGUCAGGAAAUGUUGUUGAUGAGGCUGACACCAGUCUGUCCUGUGCUGAAAACAAAGCCUCAACAGGAACUCAGUGCUUUGAGUCUGAAUUCCCUGAUGAAGACAGUGACAUAGAGAUCAGCUACAGUCGAGAGGACCUGGAUGCCAUCGCUUUGAUUGAUGAUUCUUGUGGGUUUAAACCCAUUCAGAGCUCAUCAGAGGAGCUGGGGCCAGAACCCAUCCAAGGCUGGAAGUCCCAGAAUCAGUAUUCUGUAGAAUCAGAUCCUAAUGGGUAUGAGCUGGACCUUGGCACUGUCUCUCCUCCUUCUGACAUUGAAGAACACAGUAUGGGAUCUCUAGCUGGAGAUGCUAAUGCUGAGGCAACAGAAGAACUGGAACAAGGUCUGAUUUCUGGUUCCGCUCAGGCUGUCCCUGAGCUCGGCCAACAACUCCUGUCAGAACCAGAUUGGACAGGUGCUAUAGAGGAAACCCUGUCAUGUGAUGUUACUUCCAGUCAGGGGGCUGAUUGGGUUAGCAACAUUGAAGACAAACCCCAUAAUCCUGUAACUCCCCAAAACUCACUAGGCUCCCAGAGCAUCUUCAUCCAGCCCGAGUCAGAUCAGAACAGAGAACUGAGCUUUGAGUUUAGCUAUGAACCAACAAGUCAGUCUUCCUUUGACCCAUAUGGGUUUAAACUUAGUCCAGAACAUUCUAGUCACACCCUCUUAGACCCUGAUGAGGCAGAACUGAGUCCAGAACCCACUGAAAACGAUCUGAUCUUCGACUCAGUGCCCCCCUCUUCUCAACCAGACCAAUUGAAAUUUGAUCCAUAUGGGUUUGACAUCACUUCCUCCCAGAUGGUACAGGACUCUGACCCUUAUGGCUUUAAUCUCAGCCCUGAGGAAGAGAACCAAGAGAUACUGGACAUCUGUGGCCAUCAUAACCAGGAGGCAAUGGACCUUUGCACCUGUGACAACAAUGAGCAAGUAGAACACUCUAAAUAUAGCAAUCAGGAAGUACUGGAACCUCAUAACCAUGACAACCAAGAAGUGCUUGAACAUUGUAGCCAUAAUAACCAGAAACUGCUAUAUUUGUUUAACAAUGGAAACCAAGAAGUGUUGGAACCUUCUAGCCUUGACAACAGUCAGAUAGUUAGCAACGAAAACCAGGAACUUCUGGAUUUUUGUAGUGAUGAUAACCAGGAGGUGGUCGAACCCUAUCACAAUAUCACCAUUGAGGAACUACUUGAACCAUGUAACUAUGGUAACCAAGAAGUGCUGGAACCUUGUAGCCAUGGCAUUCGGGAACUGCUGGAUUUCUCCUGUCCUGAAAAUCAAGAAGUACUGGAUUUAGAUAGCCAUGUAAACCAAGAACUACUAGAUUUUGGUAGCAAAGAAAAUCAGGAAGUGCCAGUUUCAGGUAGCCACGGCAACCAGGAACUCCUGGAUCUUGGUAGGAAUGAAAAUCAGGAAUUGCUAGACGUAGGUAGCCAUGACAACCAGGAGGUGCUGGACUUGGUUAGUAAGGAAGUUUUCCCUGAAGCUAACAAUAACCAAUGUAUUGUGGAACCAGAGCUCAAUGUCAGUCUCACUAAUAACAGCUCAGACAGUGAUGUGGCAUCAGAAGACCUGCUGGGACUCGAGCUCAGUAACACCAGUAUCUGCACUCCCAACAAAACCAGUACCAGCACCAGUACUGCUGACAGCGUCAACAUUGCUGUCAGCAACAUGUCUAACCAGGACUUCGGUACAUCCAAUUCUCCCACCAGUCACAACUUAUUAGAAGGGGAUCUGGGUUCAGUGUUUGGGGCCGGAGGAUACAUCAGCUGUCCUGAUGUAGCUGACGACCUAGAGCCUCUGGAUAGAAGGCAGGCAAACCCAGUAGCAGAGCCAGUACGACCGGUCAGACCAGUUAGGCCUCCUCGGCCCUCACUCAGGGCCAAGGAGAAGGCUCAGUCCCAGACUCAGGACAUUGACCUGAAGUGAUCUCUCACCGACCAACACUCAUGUGGGGGUUACAGUGUCAGCAGGGUUCCCAUAACAACAUGGCAACACGAGAUGAAGAGGAUGCGGAAUGGACAGGUGAAUGAAGACCAAGGGGGUUGGACUGAAGGAGUGAUGACAAAAAAGAUAGGAGGGAGAUAUCAUUCUGCUGUUAUUUAUGGAAAUAAUUCUAGUUUCAGAUGUUUUUAAGUUUGCAGGUAUCAAAGGAAAAAAAGUAUGUCAGAAUAGAAAGAUGAGAAGUAGGCAAGAUGUAAAAACUACCAAGGCUGGCUGUCUCCACAAGAGACUGAUUACCAUUAAAGGUGGGGUAAGCGAUUCUGGAGAAAUCCAACACCAGGACAAAUACCAUGAUAGAGAGCGAACAAUGACACAGCAAGUAAGGGAACUAAGAUUAAGCAAACUGUUGUAGCAAACUGUUGCUACACUUGCUGCUGCAAAGCUAACAUGAUGCUAACAUGAAGCUAACAUGCAGACAGGACGAGACGGUCCCAGAGCAGCACAGCAACACCAGACAGCGAUAAUCACAACUCUGCUGCUGCUAUAGCUAACAUCACAACAGCGUGUCUUGGUGAACUAGAAAGUCUGAAUGAAAAACUGAAUGUCUGUGGGCAAGUUAUUUAACAUUAAUGACACACAUCAUGGCUGGAACGGCUGUUGUGUCCUUGUUUGCUUCCCAUUUACAGAGCCAGGGCUGAGUACAAACACCGCACACAGAAUGGACAGCUAGUGGACCAUGUGGAGAUACUGACUGAAUUUGACAAAAAGACGUGGAUUACAUUAGAAUCAUUUACCCCACCUUUAAGGAAAACUGUUUGGCUUAUGGCUUCAGUCUAUUUCGAGCGAUUUAUAAAAGUUGGAAACAACUAUAUUAAAAUAUUAACAUUCUUUCAGGGUGGUCUUACAUAAAAAAUAAUUUAUUCCAUAGUGUUUUUAUCCCAGGUGAUGCUUGUUAGUCAACCAUGAGGUUGAUAUUAUCUGUUAAUUGUUCACAAUAUUAGCUACCAACACACUCCUUUGUCCUCUCAGUUAAGCUUUCCAUUGUUUUUGACAAGUUUUGACAGGGCUAAUUGGCCCACUGUUACUCCUAAAGUCCACUGAAUCCACUGAGUUAUGUGGCCAUUAUUGUCAAUGCUUGUGAGUCCACUAGACGCAGCAGCAGCAGCAGCGUGUCCCAGAAGCGGCUCUCCACUCUGCUCCACAGAGAUGGGUAGCAGCUCUAUUUUUGACUGAUGACGUGUCAAGCAGCACAGAGCAGAUCAAACCAAGCAGGAAGUCAGACACAUAGAGAAUCCAGUCAAUUUUCAAAAUAAAACACCCUGUGGGGACUCCCGAUUGUAAAACAACAAUAACCACAGUUAAAACAGACACAAAAAGAAAUCAUUUAAUUAUGUAGCCUAUUUAAUCAUAGUUGAAACACAAAAAGCAAACAGUGGUUACCAAAUCAUCAAAAUCUAAACAUGCCAGCAAAAUCAGGCAGGCAAAAUGCUCUGAAUCUCAGAAAUGCUCCUUAUGGGAUAUACAGUGUGAAGUUGACGAAGCGAAACAUUGUCACGCAGAGCCGUGAAGAAGAUAGUAGAAGCACAAAAAUACAUAUUAAUAACAAGUCAAUAACGCUCCACUGCUGAAACGCUUCUGUGGACUAUGGCUAUGGACGCAUCAAAACCGUGGUGCAGCCGUAACACGCCAUAGCCAGAGUCAGUGGACUUAAGGAGUCAAAAUAAUCUUCCUUAUUGAGAUUUGAGUUUAGUGUUUAGCAUGUGUAAGUGGACUGUCACAUAGAUAACAUGUAUAAAAAUUAUAUACUCUGUUAUUGUGGUUUUCAGAUUACCUAGUCAAUUAGUAGUUUUAGGUCUAAAUUCAGUGAGAACUGUAGAGAGGGUUUGGUUGGGUUGUACAGUGAGUGUACUGUAGCAAAUAAAGCAAAUAACGUUAACUAAAUAAUAACAUCCUGCUGCCAGUAAAGCAAAUUUGAAUUGAACUGAGUGCACAUCUAUACCAUCACCAUGGUUACAUGUCCAGUGUUUUCAGUCAUCAGUUUCUUUAAUAUGCUGCUUAAAGAGUUGUUCACUGCCAUCUCUGGCUUAAAGUUUCAAGCCUGGCUCCCCUGAUGGGUGUGGUCAGAGGUGUGCUUUGUUGAAACUGUAAUGUCACCCAACAGUGAUGUCACAGCAUCCUGGACUACACCUGCAUCUCACUGCCACAAAGUGAGAAGUUAAACCACUAGAGGUCAGCAAAAACAACAUUUUCAGGGGAGCAGUAAACAAAUGAAACAUCACUUGGACAUCAAAGCUGAAAACUGUUAAAUCGCCUCUAUACUGCAUUUCACUACAUCAGUGUCCCAGUUCUACACCAUAUGCUAAUAAUAUUAAUUAAAAACUAUGCAUUAACGUUGACUGUGCAAAUUUUGAUAAUUAGUAUACAAGACAUUGAUUUUCUUCAUUGUUUGAUACUAACACAGAAGGAUAAGUGUGAAACUCCAACUUUGAAAGACUACUGCCAAUUUCAAAUAAGAAAACAACAAAUUAUAUUUUUGUUUUGUUUUAGUUUUCUGAGCCACAGCUAGACUCUUUUUCUUUCACUAAUUUACAAAAAACCUGUUGUGCUGCUUUGUGGAGCCAGUGAUGUGUAGAGGAAGUUUCAUCUUAAUGAUCGUUUAAACUGAACAUUUGUUCUCCAACAUGCUGCAGUUUUACAGAAAGGCUGCACCCCACAUCUUAACUA
This is a messenger RNA of Micropterus salmoides (largemouth bass), 7229 nucleotides long. RefSeq lists its product as uncharacterized. The coding region runs from base 1443 to 4490 and encodes 1015 amino acids. NCBI's taxonomy places the organism in Eukaryota, Metazoa, Chordata, Actinopteri, Centrarchiformes, Centrarchidae. The record is from RefSeq and is a predicted model, not a curated record. The transcript has 11 exons.